Aureobasidium musti is the source of this 1878-nucleotide messenger RNA. Lineage: Eukaryota; Fungi; Ascomycota; Dothideomycetes; Dothideales; Saccotheciaceae. The record is from the annotation of a GenBank genome assembly.
AUGGCACAACCGACGCGCACCCUGUCGCUCCGGAUCCUCUCGCCGGCUGUCGAGCUGGGCCAUGGCCUCGACAUGGCCGACGUGCCUGUCGACACCACCAUAGCCGCCUUGAAGUCCAAGUUGACCGACAUGCUGCCCUCGAACCCUACGCCUGAUCGCAUGAGACUCAUCCACUAUGGUCGCCUUCUGGCCAACGACGACGAGACACUGGGACACCUGUUUGGAGAAGCCGCCAUUACCCAAACCACGCCUUUCACCUUACAUCUCGUUGUCCGCGCCCCUCCUACCCCAAUGGAGACAGCAGCUACUCGCCAACCACUUUUCGCAAACUGGACUCCUCAGAAUGCCGCUCCAGGUCCUGCACAACCACCACCGAACCUUCUUCCACCAGGCGCUGCGAAUCAUCCCUUGAUGCGACCAGGCGCUGCCUUUGUUCCCGCGCCCCAAGGUGCUACUGCCACUCCACCACAUCCUGCCGCUCCUACACCAACCAUACAACACACCCACGCACCUUCGCCUAACCUGCUGCACCAGCUCAUGGAGCGUCAACAACAACAGCUUAGACAGCUCCAUGAACAUCGUCCCCAAUUCCCUCUACCCGCCAUGCCGAGACACACUCCUCCUCAAAGCGCUCCUCACACUCCGCCUCCCUUCGCUCACCAACAUGCUCAUCCGCAUAUCCAUCAUCACCACCAUCACCCAAAUGCUCAUGCCCACCCGCAAUCACAACAGCCGCCCCACCAACAACCACAUCAGCGUACCGCUACUAUAACAAUCAAUCAGAGCACCAUCGCUGUACCUAUGCCUCUUGGUCCACAUGGCAUGCCCAUGGGUCAGAUGCCGCUACCUGGCUUCCCACCGAUUCAUAAUCUGUUCCAUCAACCUGCUCAACCACAACUGCAGCAAUUUAACCCAGCAUCGCCUACAGUCUACCUACUCUCAUCGCGAAACGGUCCACAAGCUUUGCUGUUUUCACCACAAGGCACAUAUACUGCAAGCUUACCACACACUCCUCUGCCUGGUAUACCCAGCAUGCCUAAUCCGCUCUUGGCUCACACACGGCCUCACACACCCGCCGCGCAAGCUGCGCCACAACCACAAGGCAUAAACCCACCUCCUGUUGCCAUUGANUCCUCAACAACCCCGGAACAAAUCGCACAGCAAAUCGUCCAACAAAUGAACCAAGGAGGUGCAGAGAACCAAGAAUUCAAUGCUCUUGCACCCUGGCAGCCGCUGUUAGCCCAUGGCUGGAUGUUGCUCCGUCUCCUGUUCUUCGCAUGGAUCUUGCUCGGCACAGGUCAAGGGUGGCGAAGACCCUUGGCCUUGCUUGCUAUUGGUGUUGUCUUCUGGGCUAUCAACGCUAAUGGCAUCGGCAACACAGUCAGAGAUGCAGUUCGCUCAUGGUGGGAAGCAGUCGUUGGUCUACCCGGACAACCACAGCAACAAGAGCACGGUGUAAUUAGACAAGCCCUACGACCCGCCGAACGCCUACUCGCUCUGCUGAUCGCAUCACUAUGGCCUGGCGUUGGCGAACGCACCGUCACUGCCAGAAGAGAAGCAGAAGAACGACAAAGACGUGAAGAGGGAGAGCGACAGGCCGCAGAAGCAGAGCGUCAGAGACAAUUGGAAGCUGAUCAAUCUGUUACUCAAGAAGAGUCUUCGAAUACGGGAGAUAGCGAUCCAGUCACUGCUAUCGAAGGACCUUCUACUGUUACUGCUACUGGCAACGAUGUCUCUGGCGGAGAUGGAGAGGUCAGGGAACGAAAGACGGCAACGCAAGAUCAUAGCGUGGAAGAGCAGGCUGCUCCAUCAGAACCCACCUUGUCGCGUGAGGAGCAGAGAGCUCAACAAGUUAGUAACCUCACUGCAGACUGGUGA